UUAACUUUUUGAAAAGUUUGUUUUGAUUCGGAGUUAUCUCACAAGCUCCUGAUAAUUAUCGACGGAAUCCUGAAAUCUACACAUUAAUUUAUUUAUUUGAUUAUUAUUUAAGUGUACAACUUGACGAAAUCUUCACAAUGCCGGUUUCCAGCGAGUCUAUCUGCCAAGAAUCAAGCCCAGCGGAAGAAACAAAUUUUGAUCCACACUAUGAGCCUAUUAUCUCCUUACCAGAAGUUAAUGUAACCACAAUGGAAGAAAAUGAAACUGAAAUGUUGAAAUUAAGAGCAAAACUAUUCCGAUAUGAUUCGAGUUCAGAGCCGCACGAGUGGAAGGAAAGAGGGACGGGUGAUGUCAAGUUGCUCCGCCACAAAGAAAAGAACACAGUGCGAGUUGUCAUGCGAAGAGAUAAAACCUUGAAAAUCUGUGCCAAUCAUUUCAUCACGCCGAGUAUGGAGCUGAAACCAAACUGUGGUAGUGAUCGCGCUUGGGUCUGGUCGGUCCGAGCCGAUUAUGCCGAUGAAGUAAUGUGCCCUGAGCUGUUAGCCAUUCGAUUUGCCAAUGCAGAAAAUGCCAAAAAAUGGUACACCACGUUUGAAGAAGCGAAGCAAAUAGUUGCCACUCAGUGCGACCUUUAUAACAAAUCACUGGAAGAACUGAUCAAUCAAGACGAGGACAACAGCGGAGACAGCAGUGAUGACACAAGCGACUCGCUAAGCGAUGAUGAUGGGAGCGAUGAGAAAACCAAACCAGCAGAAGAAUCUAAAGAUACCGACGACAAGUGUGAUCCAGACCUCAAUCAAGCAGUAGAAAACCUUCGAAUAGACUCCAAAACUGAUAAAGCUGAAGAUUCCAAAGUGUCUGAAUCCCAAGUUUCAGAACCUAAGGCGGACGUUUAAUCUUCCUACUUUUGCUUUCUCCGUGAUCCCACUUUUGUUUAAGUUAAGAGGCUAGUGAUGUUUGCAUUUUUACUCAAUCUUCUUAAUUUCAAGCAAAGCUUCUCUCUCUAUAAUAAGUUUUUGUUUAGAAUCUUUUUAGAAUUUUUCUAGAGUUUCCAAUGUUUCCUUUUUUCUCAGAUUUCUUCUUAAUAUCAUUGAGGAAACUCUGAAUUAUUUUAGCUCCCAUUCACAGGCCAUUUGAACAGCUUCGAAGUAAAGCAAUAAUUUUUUUCCAUCCUAGAGUUUGUAAUAAAGAAAAUUCACAUCAACAACAGUGAGUUAAGGAUUUCUUUCCUUUUUUAAGAAAUAAAUAUCUGUAUGGUCCAAAUUGGCCAGUGAUUACCCCUCCAUUUGCAUGGUGUUGAUAUCUUGCCAUGAAUCCAUUUUAGCGCUUUUUGUAUUGUCUCAAUGUAAGGUUGCAAACUUUAAUAUCGAGCUUUAUUUAAUUCUGUAUCUCUUAUCCCAGUCUCGCAACAAAGCAAAUACUUCAUUGUCUAAUUUGAUUUUCCAAAAACAAAGUUAUAUCAAGUACCAGAAAAAAUGUCUGGACUCCUCCGAAGCUGUUCAGCCUUGGACUCGGGCUUAUAACCUCAAAAUUCUAUCACUCUCUGCGCUAUGGUCAUCGCUAAAUAAGUUCAAACACUCAAUAAGUGGAAUAGAAAAUCCGUUAUCUUGAUUCUUGUAUUUACUUAUUCUUCUAAACAGAGGAUGACAGAUCUUCUGUCGUAGUCCAAAAGUGUUUAAACGUAUUUGGCGGAGUAUCAUCUGUAUAAGUUCUUCCAAUAAUUUUUUGACCACUAGAGGCUGCCUUGAAAAGCUGUAUCGCGGACGAAAGAGCACAUCUCGAUUGCGCUGCUUCAGUGUUGCUUACUUACAUUUUACUUUUUCAUAAGAGGACUUUCGUAUGAAUUUUUCUGCAAAUUCCUAGGGAUUUUUCUUUAUCUCUAAGAGAUCAAACUCUUGAAAAAUAAAAUGUUUGUAGAAAUACUGAAACAGCCCAGAUGUUUCCUCGUGCGGGAGAUGACGAAAUGUAUGUAAAUGAAUCUUGCAUCGUCUGUGGAGGGAAAAAUAAUGAGGAAACGAGUAUUUGUAUUUCCACAGUCAAAUUUAAAAUGUUUAACGAUCAAAAAAUGCAUUUUACAUACUUCAAAGUGUUUAUGAGUAGGGAACAGCACCUGCAUUUUCCAAACUUCAAUGAGCUUAAAAUUAUUUUUGAUUAAUACUCAGCUCGUUCUAAAAUUGAUGAUUUAUACUCUUCGAAUUAUUUCACACCUCUUCAGCCAUGCAAAUCAUUUUCAAAAGACUGAAAAACCAAAAAUUUUCCUUUGCGACUUUUGUAACGACUUUGCAUUUUUCCCCAAACUACGGUGGGCCUCUAGGCAAGGUAUUACAGGACAAAGAUUUUUAAGACUUAAGAUUUUAAAGGGAUAUGAAGUAACAUUUUUCUGUAAUUCAGACCUUGUCUAGUUGCCCAUACUGUUUUUGGCUCCUACUAUUCGUCAUUUCUCCCACAAAAGAAUGUACAUUCAGUUCAAUAAUGUCAAAUUCCCCCAAUUUAUUUUUACCAGGAGAGUUUUUUUUGGACAAAUCUGACUGAAAAUUUCACUGAUUUUUCUCCUGAUCUCACGCAAAAAGCAGUCAAAUUUUAAACAAAAAUUGCACCGGCUUAUUCUUGUAAAAAAUUGAAUUGUUGGAGUCAAUUUUGCAUCCUCGGAAUGGAGUUACGUUCCUUCGUCCGCGAACAAUGAAUUUUUUUUAAUUCCUUUUUUUACUCCUCAGUCAUUUAAUCUAAUAAUUUGACCGUAAGAAUGUGCUCUAAUUGAUGAAUUCUAAGACUAGCGAUUCUUCUCUGGAAUCUAUUUGUGGCAUUUUGUGAGUAAGCAAUUUUGAUUUCCUCCUUGAGAGUAAUUUUACUUGCGUUGUUUCUGAUCUUCACUUCUAGUGUAGCUCCUCCAACUAUUGUUAAUGAGAAAAUAACAUUUUAGGUUACAAAUGCAUUACGUUGCAUUCUAAAGACUUCAUUUAAAGUCACCAUCGUUUUUUCAAAUUAAAUUUUAAGAUAAGGUGCAAAAUGAUCCGUAAAUGAGACUACGUCUUCAAUCACGUAUGAAGUUAUGUGCCAUAAGGAAAUUGAUUCACUUAAGAAUGUAAAUUGAUUUUCUGAGUGUCUACAGGGUUAGGGAAAAUAUUUCUCUCAGGCCAAUAAAAAUGCAAGAAAGAAAUUUCAUCAAAAUUACCAGAAUCCCCCCAUCAUCCCUGAUGUCUCUCUAUCAAGUUUUUACAAUUGGCUGAACAAAUAGUUCACUAAAUUAUAACUUGGAUGAGGUAGAUUGAAAAAUUUAAAACUAAAUAAUUAUCGUCGAACAAACCUCUUUCGAUGCAUAUUGGUCCAUCGAUAAUCAGAAAGGUCCAAGAAUGUUUUCCUUCAAUGUUGUGAACACUCGGUAUUUCUACUAUAGCCACUUAUGUCCAAUGACUGGUCAUCAUAUCAUCAAUUGCAGUUGUUUAAAGUACCAUAAGCUUUGAUAUUUAAUCGUCCUAACCAGUUUUCUAUCUGUUUGCAAGUGGCAUUCAAUAAUGGUCCAAAUCAGUUUAGAAGUGGGGAUUUGAUGUAAGCAACGAAAAAUCCUGGUGAUUUGACGAAAAAAUGGUUGGCUCUUAAUUCAGUCACUCUUUUCUUUUAUACCUGUUGUAUUUUAUUGAAAUAUUGAUCUUAGAUUAAAGUUACCUUCCUUUUAAUUUCUCCCAGAGACCAUAUUAAAAACAUCUAAAAUUUGAAAUUCAAGUGGCGCUGAAUUUCUAUGCGUUUACCAGAGUCUCUUUUUCCCAAACUAGCAGGGAAAACAAUUACUAUUUAAAUGUGUGAUAAUUUUAAAACUUUUGUACAUACUAAUCAAAUAAUUUCUCAUUUUAUUUUGUGCCUUAUCGUCUCAAUUCAUUGGUUUUGGAAGAAAGCUUAAGACAAACGCAAAGGCUCUUUUGAGGAAAUCCACCCAGGUGAUUUCGAGAGGAAAUCAUCGUUCUAUGGUACCCAUCACAUUUUAUUUUACUUUAAGGCAACCUUUAAAGUGUUUAUUUUUAUCCUGUGACUAGUAAUAGUUGAUAUUUAAAUAGAUUUUGAAUAAGUAUCCA
Molecule: messenger RNA, 4067 nt
Organism: Bemisia tabaci
Lineage: Eukaryota; Metazoa; Arthropoda; Insecta; Hemiptera; Aleyrodidae
Product: ran-specific GTPase-activating protein
Biological process (GO): nucleocytoplasmic transport
Cellular component (GO): cytoplasm; nuclear pore
Molecular function (GO): GTPase activator activity
Source: RefSeq, a predicted model, not a curated record